Molecule: messenger RNA, 450 nt
Organism: Aspergillus udagawae
Lineage: Eukaryota; Fungi; Ascomycota; Eurotiomycetes; Eurotiales; Aspergillaceae
Exons: 2
Coding region: 1-450 (149 amino acids)
Source: RefSeq, a predicted model, not a curated record
AUGGAACCUAGUCUCCUGCCCACGUCGGAGCUCCAGACUAUGCGGUACGACCCUCACCAAGACAAGCAAACAAUUUCUAUUCCUUUUCAAGUCUACUCAUUGAACAUCUAUCCGUCAGCUCUCCAGCAUAUUAAAUCCAUGCCUGCGAACAAGCUCCCCGUUGACCUCACCGCCGAGAUAUCCAAACUCGCCAAAGCCUCUCGGUUGCAAAAUGGUCUUCCUGGCUCAAUGCGAGCUCUACCCGCCGUUGCCUUAUUCGCAGGGACGGCUUUGUCCAAGACUACGGGAGCCUCCAACAUGGUUGAGAAAUGGAUGCUGGGGGAUGAGGAAGUCCCUCUGCUUGGGAGUCCGACUCUGGGAACCCCGGACAAGAAAGUCGAGGGACAGACGGGAGAUGGACAAGGCAGCCAGCAACGGCACUCGGAUGAAAGGACAAAGAAUGGAUUGUAG